Molecule: messenger RNA, 2847 nt
Organism: Phalaenopsis equestris
Lineage: Eukaryota; Viridiplantae; Streptophyta; Magnoliopsida; Asparagales; Orchidaceae
Product: probable serine incorporator
Exons: 13
Coding region: 272-1456 (394 amino acids)
Cellular component (GO): membrane
Source: RefSeq, a predicted model, not a curated record
UGCAGGAGAGGGGAUUGGGCCGUAUAAGCUUCUGUUGCGUGAGUCAUGUGUUGCUUGUGCAAUUAUUCUAACGGGAACAGCAAGGCAAAGCAAUAAAGGAGAAGAUGUGCAUCUCUGCAAAAGUCCAAACCUUUCCUUUCUCCCUCUUCUCUCAUUCCAUCUUCAAGCUCUCAUUCUGCACUGUCAUGUGCUGUGGAGAACGGAGGGGGAGACAGCAUCCCUGAGCUUCUGCUGGCCAACGGUCGCCGGAGCUUCUUCCUCCGGAGAUGAGAUGACCAAUAUUUCCAUUGCCAUCGAGGAUCUAGGAUAUAGUAAGAAAAACUCUUGGUUUACCCGCCUCUUUCUUUGUCCCAAUCCUUACAUUGCACGCUACAUAUAUGCGUUCAUCUUCUUCAUCACAAGUCUCCUUGCAUGGACUGUUAGAGAUUAUGGCCAUACAGUGCUCUCAGAGCUUCACAGAUUGAAAGGAUGCCAUGGAGCAAGCUACUGCUUAGGAACAGAGGGUGUGCUUCGUAUCAGUUUUGGCUGUUUUAUGUACUUCUCUGUUCUUUUUGUUACAACUGUGGGCACAAAGAAGAUUUGGGAUGCAAGAAAUUCAUGGCACUGUGAGUGGUGGUUAGCUAAAAUGCUCAUGUGGAUGCUAUUCAUGCUUGUUCCCUUUUUCAUGCCAUCAGAAUUUUUCUUCAUUUAUGGAAAGCUAGCGCAUGUCGGUGCAGGGACCUUCCUUGUUAUUCAACUCAUUAGUGUAAUAAGCUUCAUCAAUUGGUUGAAUGAUUGUUUCCACUCUGAGAAAUAUGCAGAGAGAUGCCAUAUCCAAGUAAUGAUUAUCUCAAUUGUUGCAUAUGUUGCAUCCAUUGUGGGAUGUAUCAUGAUGUAUGUAUGGUACGCAUCGAAGCUAUCCUGCAGGCUCAACAUCUUAUUCAUCACUCUUACCCUUUUGCUCUUACAAAUUAUGACUUUUGUCUCAAUGCACCCUAAGGUUAGAGCAGGUUACCUAUCACCAGGCCUGAUGGGAGCUUAUAUUGUCUUUCUUUGUUGGUGUGGAAUUCGAAGUGAACCUCAAACAGAGAUUUGCAACCAGAAAGUGGAACUAGGAAAUGGUUCAGAUUGGCUCACCAUUGUGAGUUUGGUAAUUGCAAUACUUGUCAUUGUUGUUGCAACCUUUUCAACGGGAAUGAAUUCUAAAUGUCUUCAGUUUGUAAAGAUUGAAAGGAAUUCUGAGGACGAGGUGCCUUAUGGAUAUGGAUUUUUCCAUUUUGUCUUUGCCAUUGGUUCCAUGUACUUUGGGAUGCUAUUUAUUGGCUGGAAUGUGCAUAAAACCAUGCAGAAAUGGACAAUAGAUGUUGGCUGGGCCAGUACUUGGGUUAGAGUUGUCAAUGAAUGGCUAGCAGCAAUUGUCUUUGUAUGGAUGAAGCUUGCACCGCUAGUCAGGAAAAAGAGAACAGAAACAACAUGAAAAUGUUCUGAACAUAAACAAUACGACUCUGUGUCACCCUACCAUUUGUUAGGCGUUCAAAGAAAACAAUCAAACUACUCCAGAUUUAUGAUGACCUCGCUGCAGAGAGAAGCUGAAGAAUUGGAGUCCGUCCACGGUGGAAAAACUGAACCGGAUCUCAAUGCUGGGCUGCUUGAAACACUGUAAAAUCUGAAUUCAAUGGAUAUAAUUUAUUAGAUGAAAUUGUUUGCACAUAUUGAAUCUUCUGUUAGUCCCCCAAAACACAUUAUUAGAUUUUUAUUGGAAAUAAUAUAGUGAUGCAAAAAGAUCUCAGAAGCACUGUUGCAGAUAAUGUAAGACUUUUCAACUGAGCUGUGGUACAGAAAAACUUGAGAGUAAUGGGAUAAGACAACACCAUUAUUUAACAUACCAUCAAAACAUAGAAUCAAAUUUUAAUUGAUAUAUAUAUAUAGAGAGAUGCAGUUUGAAGAUAAAUCCUCUUGUAUCCAUCAUCGCACAGAUUUAUUCACUAGAAAGCUAAAUACAAAACUGGAUAACAUUUAGGAACAAAAGAUAAAAUACAGAUACAGUGAAAGGACAACUAUAAAAUCCUCAUCUCCCCAAUAUACUUGUAAGAUAAUCUGUGAAGCUCCAGAAGAAAACUAUUAAAUAGUAUGAGAAAAGAGCUCCAGAACUAAGCUCAAAAAAGAGAGCUGAAAGGAGCAUUGAAAACUCCAUAAAGUACAAGAAAUUUGCCAAGGAAACCAAUUUCAAACUAACUGCAAUUGAAACACAAAUAUAGCUCAGAAUUAAAAAAAAAAGAAAAAAAUCCACUGUAACAAUACGCUUGCCAAGACAACUGGUCAUAAGUAUAUGAAAACCUCAAAAUCCAAAUCCAAAUUUGAGUACACUUCUCCAAUUCAUAGCCAUAGUAGGCUUCCAACUCUGAAUCCAAAUCCGAGAAAACUUCUCUAAGCUCAUUAUUCAUAAUAAUAAAACACUUAAAUAGUAAAAAAAGCUCCAAUGAAAAAUCCCACACCAGUACUUAGCCAAAAUUUCAGAGAAAAAAGAUAGAGGAAAUACUUUAAAAAAAAAAUUUUGAGUGAUCAUAAGCAGGGAGGACCAGAAAUUGGUCGAGUCCAGGAGCAUAAAAAAGUUCAUCAUAGCUGUCCAAAGCAUCUUUAAAACAAAGAUGAAUGCAAGCUUGCAGUAUCUGAAUCUUAUCAUAGAAAAUAUAGGAGCAAAAAUAAAACAUGCAUGUAUCAUGGAAUAGAGGGAAGGAAUCCAAAGUUAGAUAAAUCAGGCCAAGAAGAAGAACCAUUAUAUCCGAACAGCCAGAACAAUAUGUCAGAACAACAGAAUAAUAAAACCAACAUAAUCAGAAGCAACCAAAUGAGGAGACAACCAAGAGA